AUGCUCUUUCUGGUAUCUCGCCGUCCCCAGGUGUACGAUGUGCCACCAGUUUCCACUCAUUCGGCCAACAAUAUUCUUUCUGGUAAUCCCAAUGCCACCAGAACUCCCAUUCAUAGUCUCCUCCCUGUCUCAACACUUCGAAUGAUCGAUGGUACUUCGCUUAGCUCAAGUUCCUUCUUCGAGAGCACGGGCCUUGAGACUGAUACCGACACCAAUGCUUACAUUGAUCAUGGCACUUCCAAAGUUCUCAGCCAAACAACCAAGAGCAUCUCUGACCCCGUCUCAGAUGACCAGGGCGUAUCUGUAACUUCCAUUGAGGUCGACUGGACGGGAUUACUUCCUGCCACUCCUUCAACCAGGGAACCCUUAUUCAAAACGACGCGUCCAUUGACUAGUCAAGACCCAGCUUCCACCGACCGUGCUACUGGGAUCACGCCAGAUCUCGGCACAUCCUAUGAUACUAGUAGUAGCAGGGCCACUGAGCCAAUCACUACAUACAGCUGGCCUGAAAUAACUUCAAUUGCUAAUUCGGAUACCUCUAUCGGGAUUCCCGAAAGUUCUGGAGCUACCCGAAGUGGAACUGAGUCUAAAGAGCUCGGUACCCCUGACGAGACGACAAUGUUUCCGAGCCAUACCUCGCAGCCUUUCCAGGACUCAAUGAGCCGGCCAACCACAACGUUUCCAGACCAGACAACUGGUACAGGCAACUCAAAAACUACUGCAGUUCAAUCGGACGAUGAGCUGGGUAGUACAAGCCUAUCUUCUGAAGCCCUAACCGUAUCUGAUGGAGCUUCUCGGACCCUUGAAAGUUCGCAGCCUACCAUGGAAACCGGUACGGCCGAAUUGGAAAGUCCAUCGACUCUGACACACUCAGCAGAUCGCUCUCCGCCCUUGACCACCCUUGAGAAAACAGUUCCAGUCACAAAGUCUGACCCCAAUACCCUAACUAGGGAAAAGACGUCAGAAAUCACCAACCUACCCAUAGCAACGGGUAGCUUAGCCUCAUCAACUAUGACCUCAGAAGAUGGAAUUGUCACAGGCACGGAUGGUACGGUGGCAACAUAUGUUCCUGAGCAAAAUAAAGACUACAUCUCAUCUACUGGCACGACUACCACCACAGACGAUGAUGGUGCCGCUAUUGUCAUCUUCCCUUUUGGAUGGUUUUGGAAGUUGGGCGGCGUUCCUGGAGGAGGUGGUGCAGCUAAGCCUCCUGCACCGACUGCCAACCCUGACCCGAAGAAACAGCCCGGUGACAAGAACGAGGAUGAUAACGAUAAAGACGACGACGCCUCGACCAAGGAAGAUGAAAAGUCUACAAUGGUGUCUACGGUACUGCCAACUACGCAAGAGCCUACUUCCACCACCACCACCUCAGAGGAAACAACUACCUCAGAGGAAUGUACAGUUGCAACACAGCCAGAAUGUACUAGGACCGUCUCAUACAUGACUUCCGACGGAACUCAGAUCAUGACGGAAUUCGGUGACUGUCCGACAAUCGCCAGCUGUGCUACCGAGACUCAGGCCACAGAAACUGUGACUUUGACGGCGGAGUUUGUCUGGGCUGGGGUUCCCAACACCAAUCCUGUCGGUGUCAUUCCGCAGGACGCUUACACCGCCGAUGUUGAUCCAGAGAUAGGCGCAGCUCUGGAGGCGGAAUGGGCCGAAAUCUUUGGUGACGAUGAUGGUUGGAAUGAUACUGUGACAGCGACCAGUUCUGGUUCUACAACGGUAGACGAGUCAACCAUGGCUAGCCUGACCGAUUCAGAAGCAGUCUCCACCGUCAUCUCCGAAGAUUCUACGACUGUACAAUCGAACAGUUUGACUUCGAAUGCAGAAGCAACUGCUACUUUCACAACAGCCUCUGAUACAUAUUCAGUCACAAAAGCUCCCAGCACGUUAAUCACCAAGACCAGAGGCACUGGCGAUACCACUGGCACGCCGAUAUCUACCGGCGAGGAAGUAACUCGUACAUACUACCCAUGUGUCAUCCAUGGCGGCCCUGCAGUUGAGACCCCAUGUUGUCAGUGCUCAACUACCAUCAGCGGUGAAGGAUACUACGCAACGACUAGCUUGGUUGACGACCAGUGCACCGCAUACACAGAGUUCCCAUCAAAAAUAACUGCAGUACCUGAGACUGGUCCCAUCACCGAUGAGCCUAUCCAGCAACCCAUCACCACCACUACAGACGGGACGGUCUUGGUAUGGUCAGCUUACAUGCUCAAUUAUAUCAACAUCCCAGGUAUCACAAAGAUCACCCAGUCGGUCGGCGUAGGUGAACCUUCAACAGUAUCCACUCCGUUACCGAGUCAGACUGCUGUGGAUAAUGAUGGUGGUGGACAAUGCGGUACUGGCGAUGGUCUAUCUAAGAAGGGACUUCGUGAGGCUUGCGACAGAGCGAUCGACAAGUUUGAGGAUGACACCGUAUACAGCGACUAUGCUUCUCGCUACAGCCGCUUGACCAAAGGUAUCCUUGUCGCAGCUUCCUUCGGCCAGGCUGCAUGCGUUGCUAAAUUUCAGUGUGACAAUUACGGUAUUGGCAUGAAAGGCUCAGACAUCAAAGAGGCUCGAAGGAGUGCUAAAGAGAAUGACGGUGUCGAUAUCUGCGGACAUAUACGCCUUUCCAACUCAUGUACUAUCAUCAUGGACUACUGUACCAACUGCAAAACUCGAGGCUAG
Molecule: messenger RNA, 2676 nt
Organism: Fusarium subglutinans
Lineage: Eukaryota; Fungi; Ascomycota; Sordariomycetes; Hypocreales; Nectriaceae
Exons: 4
Coding region: 1-2676 (891 amino acids)
Source: RefSeq, a predicted model, not a curated record